GGUCAGCUAGGGAGCCGAGCAGGAAACCUCCCCCUUAUCUCAAUAAGCCACUGACCAUCGCUGCUCAGUGCGCCACACACCAGGCCAUUGUUAGUUAGCAGAACAGGAAAGCGUUUCAACUUAUCUGAAUAAGACACUGCUCCGCGCAGGUCGAGGUAUCCGGGGCCUCGGUAAAACUUAGUAUACCGCUGGAAGUCACGACUCUCUCGGUAAACGCAUCCUCUCAGUACCAGAAAUGUAUAAAGAUGCUCAUUCGGUGCAAGGUAGUCAUCACUCGAGAUCAUGCAAGAAACCUCUUCAGCUUCGCUCCUCACUAACGCUCUGAUCCACCCCGAGGGUCAGAACGCAAGCUCCAACCCACAACAUGGCAUACGCUUCUUUGACCUCACAGGUGUGGAGCAAGAAAAUGUACUUUUAACACCGUUCAACUACGGUUUUUUUGAUGAGACGAGCGGUAAUCCUUACCUACAGCACGGUGUUCACCAGGCUCAGCCGCAAAGAACCCGGCCAGAGAGCAAACUUACACUGAAAAACCGCCCGUCCCGAAGCAAAACCCGCCAGGACUUUGCCUCGCAAAAUACGUCUACCCCUAAACAAGAAACAGAUAAAGUCAUUGAUCUGCGUACACCGCCGCCGGUUCGCCAACCUCUCUUCCUCCACUCAGCGGUAGCGGGUAUUCAACCUCGCCAGCUGUUUGUAGCACAAACACCCACCCUGCAAAACAACCAAGUCCAAACGGAUGUACCACAAGCAACGAUUCCACCAGCAAACCAUACCAAUCUCACACUGAGCGUUGAAACUUCAGUUCAGACGGUUCAAGACCAGCGGGAGACUACAUCAUACGAAGCAGCCCUCCUGAGGGAAAACGGUGCUGAAGGUGCAGAGAUACAACCCCCUAACGCACCUCAAACUGAUCUGCCAGCAACCUCUUCAGACGAAGCAGCCCUCCUGAGGGAAAACGGUGCUGAAGGUGCAGAGAUACAACCCCCUAACGCACCUCAAACUGAUCUGCCAGCAACCUCUUCAGACGGUGAGUAAUACAGUUUUUUUUCAUUAAUUAACUUAAUA
Messenger RNA from Fundulus heteroclitus (mummichog), 1068 nucleotides. RefSeq lists its product as uncharacterized. Bases 283 to 1038 code for a protein of 251 amino acids. The record is from RefSeq and is a predicted model, not a curated record. The transcript has 6 exons. Lineage: Eukaryota; Metazoa; Chordata; Actinopteri; Cyprinodontiformes; Fundulidae.